GUAUCUACACGGGGAGCUUACUCGAGUUAAGUGGUUUUCUUCACUUCUGAAGACUAAAGCUCUGCUGCUCUAGAUUGAAUCUUCCUGCCCAUUUGAAAUCAGCUCAUCAACUAUAGCUAAGACAAUGCUUAUUGUUUUAGCCAUCUUUGUUAUAGCCGCAGUUUCCUCAUUCCUGAAUGUCAGGAAACUAGAUGUACAUAAUGUGGAGGUAAUGAGGCUAGAAGCUAAUAAUGAGGUUUCUCCAAGUACACAACUCAGAAUGGAUAUUUUAGAUCAAAUAUCUGUUACUUGUAGUCCAUUGGAAUUAAACCCUAAGGUGCAGAUCCAUGAAAACUUUGCAAACAAAAGACAAAUUGAAGUAAAAAUUCCAGACAUUGUCUCUCUACUUCAUCAGGUACAAAGUGACAGCCCAGAAUCUGGAACUAGCACACAUCAUAGAAUCUACGGAGAAUUGAUAUCAGAGGAAAGCACACCUACAGUUAUACCUAACAUCUCAGAACUGAUUUCUUCAUCACCUACACAACUAGCAACUUCAUCAGUAGAGGAUGUAGGUCAAAUUCCAGAGUUAAAUUUUGAGCUUAAAGUUACAUGUUGGGUGAUUCCAUUAUCAGCUGGAGGGAUUAUUGGUGUACUAGCUGGCUUCCCUGGAAAUGAGAUGGCAACUCUUCCACAUAAGAUCCUCUUCAAGGUCUACACAUGGUUAACAUAUGCAUCAUUUAUUUUUGGAGUAGGUCUUUUCUUACUCACGUUUACGCCCAAACAUUCGAGCUUUGAUUAUUAUUGUUAGGUUCACCAUGUGUGUUACUUUAUGCUCAAUAACCUAUGCUAUUGGGUUUGCAACUUGCAUUCUACUCUUGAGGGGCACUGUUGUGGUUGUUCUGGUUAUGGUUGUUCCUCGACUACUAUUUGUAGUGGUAGUAUUUCUCAAGUUUUACAACACUAC
This is a messenger RNA of Telopea speciosissima, 943 nucleotides long. RefSeq lists its product as uncharacterized. Lineage: Eukaryota; Viridiplantae; Streptophyta; Magnoliopsida; Proteales; Proteaceae. The record is from RefSeq and is a predicted model, not a curated record. The transcript has 5 exons. Bases 125 to 787 code for a protein of 220 amino acids.